Messenger RNA from Gigantopelta aegis, 1086 nucleotides. RefSeq names its product transcription cofactor vestigial-like protein 2. The transcript has 3 exons. Gene Ontology annotation, biological process: regulation of transcription by RNA polymerase II. Lineage: Eukaryota; Metazoa; Mollusca; Gastropoda; Neomphalida; Peltospiridae. Bases 40 to 813 code for a protein of 257 amino acids. Gene Ontology annotation, cellular component: nucleus. The record is from RefSeq and is a predicted model, not a curated record.
AAUAGCCGCUAUCUGGUGUGGCUUGGUGCUAGGAGCUGCAUGGACCUUAUGUAUCAAUUUUAUUCGCCGUAUUUCCCGUACAAAUCUUCUGCUGAAGAUGUCCAGAAAUUCAGCCUUCCGGCCAUGUACGAUGCCGCCGCUACCCAUGCCGGACAUUACUUAGACUCGAGCCCUGCGGGUGAGAAGGACACGGAGCCGGAGAGAGACAGCCACCCGAAGGGUUCCCAGUACCUCAACCCCAACUGUCUCCUACUGACGUACUUCUCCGGGGAUAUUUCCGCGGUAGUUGACGAACACUUUUCCCGCGCUCUCAGUCAACCCAGCAGUUACACGCUGGACAGAAAUGGAACGAAAUCCUGUCCAAGAUCAGAAACUCCAUUGAUGUGUCAAAGAAAACUUCCGCCGUCAUUCUGGAACAGCGCAUAUCAACCGCAGCCAUCAGCUUCCGGUUCCGGUCAUGGCGGAUUUCCGCUCGGUGCUGACGCCUACUUCUCCACCUCACUGUACGGCUUUCACAAAACGUGGCCGUACUAUUCCUCACAGCCUGCAUACGGCCACCAGGGGGCGCCAGGUUUCUCGUACGCCGGUGUGGACACUGCUGCUAGUCGGUUGAACUCUCAUUACGGAUCUCUGAUGAUGCAGAAUUCGUCGCUAGGGGGCCGCAUGGACUCACGGCACUCUCAGUACGAGCUUGGCAAAAACACAGACGCUUUCCCCACCUCCUCCUACUACCCCAUGGGCAGGUUCGGGUCGGAGGUUUCGUCCACAGUGGGUGUAGACUCUGGGAUGACAGGUGCGCUAACAUUACAUUGAAAUGGCAUAGCGACAUUCAGUUGUGUGUUUGUGUGUGCGUCAUACCCCCUAUCGUCACGGGAAGCCAACUAACGCUAACGCCAUCUUUUCUUCAACUCGCGGCUGACCUUUCUGUCUCUUUCAUCGUCUGUUCACUCAAUGGAAUCGACAACACUGUGUUUUGUCAUUUGUUCCUCACAUGAUUCAGUCAACUUAAUACCAGUCUGUCUAUGAGAUUUACUUUAAGUAUAGACUAUCAGAUAUAGCUAAACAUAUAUAAAGUAAUUUAUCUUU